CGUACGAGCUCGUCUGCCGGGGACCCAACCGCCGCCCUGUGGCCUCGAUUUAAUGGCCACUACCAGACGAUGCCCGCAGCUGCAGAGCACACCCGCGCACCGUGCCAGCCGUACAGACACACCCUCGAGCUCUCCACCUCCGCAAUGGCGUCGCCGCCCACCCGUCGCCGGGCCAGCGUGUUGCAGGCGGCGUUCCUGCUCGCCCUGUGCUGCUGCUGCUGCUGCAGCGGCGGCACCUCGCCGACGGAGUCGCCGAAUGUGCCGGCGGUGAUCGUGUUCGGGGACUCGACGGUGGACACGGGCAACAACAACGCGAUCGGCACGACACUGAAGAGCAACUUCCCGCCGUACGGGCGCGACAUGGCCGGUGGCCAAGCCACGGGGCGAUUCUGCAACGGGCGGCUGCCGCCGGACUUCAUCUCCGAAGCGCUCGGCCUGCCGCCGCUGGUACCCGCCUACCUCGACCCUGCCUACGGCAUCCAGGACUUCGCCCGCGGCGUCUGCUUCGCCUCCGCCGGUACCGGCCUCGACAACGCCACCGCCGGCGUCUUGUCAGUGAUCCCGCUGUGGGAGGAGGUGGAGUACUUCAAGGAGUACCAGCGGCGUCUCCGGCGGCACGUCGGCAGCAGCGAGGCGAGGCGCAUCGUCUCCGACGCGCUCUACAUAGUGAGCAUCGGCACCAACGACUUCCUCGAGAACUACUUCCUGUUCGUCACCGGCCGGUUCGCGCAGUUCACGGUGGGCGAGUUCGAGGACUUCCUCGUCGCGCAGGCGGAGUGGUUCCUCGCCGAGAUCCACCGGCUCGGCGCGCGCCGGGUCACCUUCGCGGGGCUCAGCCCCAUCGGUUGCCUGCCGCUGGAGCGCACGCUCAACACGCUCCGCGGCGGCUGCGUCGAGGAGUACAACCAGGUGGCCAGGGAGUACAACGUCAAGGUGCUCGACAUGCUCCACCGGCUCUGCGCGUCGCGGCCGGGGCUCAAGGUCGCGUACAUCAACGUGUACCAAAACAUGCUCGACCUCAUCAACGAUCCUUCCACCUUGGGGCUGGAGAACGUAGAAGAGGGAUGCUGCGCGACGGGGAAGUUGGAGAUGUCCUACCUGUGCAACGACGCGAGCCCCCUGACGUGCGAGGAUGCCAACAAGUAUUUCUUCUGGGACUCCUUCCAUCCGACCGAGAAGGUGAAUCAGUUCUUCGCCAAGAAGACACUGGACGUAUGCUACAAGGAGCUCCUGUGAUGCAUCCCCACUGUGGCUAGUGACAUGAAAUAUAUUGUGAUCCGGUUGGUCAAAAUGUUGCUAAUCAAUUGCCGUGUAUAGGAUUCGUCGAGAACGAUUCGAUGCAUUGCUCCGUUUCGAUGCAUCAAUUCUCUCGGUUUAAAUUAUCAAGAAGAUAAAAUGUACGCAUUUCAGUUACACUUGGUUCCGUACGUUCUUUAUGUCAUUU
Molecule: messenger RNA, 1444 nt
Organism: Phragmites australis (common reed)
Lineage: Eukaryota; Viridiplantae; Streptophyta; Magnoliopsida; Poales; Poaceae
Product: GDSL esterase/lipase At4g26790-like
Exons: 3
Coding region: 70-1236 (388 amino acids)
Molecular function (GO): hydrolase activity, acting on ester bonds
Source: RefSeq, a predicted model, not a curated record